AUAUAGCAUCAUGGAAGGCAGAUAUCCCUGGGAAAGUUUCUUAUGUCAAGCACCUUUUGAGUUGUUCCCAGUUUCCAGACUGUAGUAGAGAUGUCAUUCUUAUGUUAGAGAAAUAUUUGAAAGCCUAUGCACCAGACACACCUCCAAACCCAGGACUUUAUCUGUCAGCAUUUCUUGACGAUGUUGUUGACUUAUACAUAUUUCACAGCAAGGGUUCUGGCUCAAAACCUUUGUCUGCCAUUCAGGAACUUCAGCUCUUAGAAGUAAUAUGUUCCUGCUUUCAAGACCAACCAUCUGAUAUUGUGAGAUGUGGAGUGUUUUAUUUGCUGUUUGGAAUAUCAAGUCAAGAUAUCAAAGAUGGAAAGGUUGAAAGGAAAAUUGAAAUUCUUACAAAACUUGCCUCCAUGGCUGUGGCAUUGCAGUGCAACCUUUUGUUAGAAUCAAUGGCCGUAUGGAUGCAGAGACAUCACCACCUACCUAGUCUAGUGUUAAAAGUGACAUCAUCUAUUGUAGAAGACUACACAUGCCUUGUGCCAGCUUCAUUGCCAUUCCUUCAGUCCCUUGCACGUCACUCCCCACAGAUGGCUUGUCAGUUAAUGAUUGCUCUUAUUAGUUUGUAUCCUGUUGUUACUUCAGUUAAUCAGCAAGAUGAAAGGUUAUCAACUGGGUCAUCAAGUCUACCUCCCCCGGCUCUCCUUAGAGUUGUGGCAUCCUGGGUCAGUGACAACCCUGAACUGUGUAUAAUGACUUGUCCUGCCAAUCUUCUGACAGCUGGAAGUUUGCGAGGAUCAGUAGCUUCUCCUGAGUCCACCUCUCUUCCCAUGGGUCCUGUGUUAGGAUUACUGCGUUGGGUAGUAUUAAUGCCAUUAGAUUUCAAUGUCUCCACAAGCUUUCUACAUAUGCAUAAGGAUUCUAGAGUGCUAUGCUCUCAGCUUCACCUAGCAAUAAUUCAAGCUUUUUUACUAGCUGGCAAAGAUAAAGAAGAUCCACAAGAUGAAAUGGAACUGGAACCUGGAGAAGUUAUGGACGAGUCAGACAAUCAACAUGUAAUCAAAGGAACAGAUCUGAAAGAACUCUCUCAAGAUAUGAAGAAACUUAUAGACAAGUUAGCAACUGUAGAAUUUAAUCACAGCAUCAUUGAACAACAAGUUCAGUUGUCAAUGGAUAGGUUUUCUCAAACUUUACAAGUUGCAAUGGCAACAGGAUGCCUCUCCGCUGCCAAAGAUGAGCUGCAAUCUGUAUGCGAACAUCUUCCAUCCAACAGGUGAGUUCUUUGAUUCAUCAAGGAAAGGUGUAAGUCAUCUCAAUGUUUUAUACCACAAUUUACACAAAUGAAAAUGUAUAUGAACAUCAAAAAGUUUUAUGAAAGGUGACACAAAUGUACUAUUAAAUGAAUAGAAAAAUUCGUCAGUUCUCAUUUCCUUGUUUCCAGUUUCCUGUCUGUCCCACUGUUCCAAAGAAAUGAAGCAUCUCAUCUCAAUUUAUCCAGGGGUUGGCUUCCCAAUAAUAUAAAGGAUUCUGUCGGUAUUUCUAGCUAUAAAGUCACUUCAUUUUUUGGUAAUACUUAGAAUUUCAGUUUUAAUUCAAUUUAAUAUUUUUAUACAAGAUUUUAUACUCUGAUAAUUGUUUCUUAAUAUUAUAGAUAUAUU
Molecule: messenger RNA, 1649 nt
Organism: Stylophora pistillata
Lineage: Eukaryota; Metazoa; Cnidaria; Anthozoa; Scleractinia; Pocilloporidae
Product: integrator complex subunit 15
Source: RefSeq, a predicted model, not a curated record